Molecule: messenger RNA, 1224 nt
Organism: Eublepharis macularius
Lineage: Eukaryota; Metazoa; Chordata; Lepidosauria; Squamata; Eublepharidae
Gene: ZNF488
Product: zinc finger protein 488
Exons: 1
Coding region: 1-1029 (342 amino acids)
Biological process (GO): regulation of DNA-templated transcription
Cellular component (GO): nucleus
Source: RefSeq, a predicted model, not a curated record
AUGGUGAAAAGGAGAUUAGCAGAACAGCCCACAAACUUCCACAGCUUGGCGAGGGAUGUAGAGGUCAAAAUGGCUGCUUGGAAAGAUGAUUCCAGUUGCUUGGCUGGGGAGAGAAGAGUGGAUUUUAAUGAAACAGAGAGCCACCAAGGUAGGAAAAUGGUUUUGUUGGAGAAAACGAAUUGCCUACAUCAAGAAGAGCAUGCUGGGAGCAGGGACGGAGGAAUGGGGCAGCAGACGGCAGGGGGACCUCUUUGGAAGUUCCUUACAGGGAAACACGUUUUUGUUAAGAAGAAUGCUUUAGAGGAGAAGGAUAGUGCGUUCACUGAAGUGAGACGGACAAAAGAGAAGCUGAAACCUGAGGACGUCGAUGAGGUGCAACAGAGAGGCGGAGCAGCUCACUCUGGCAAAGGGCAGACCCCAAACCGUCCUGGGCCGAGUUCCCCAGGAAGUGCGUUUUCUUUGGUGUGGCCCACCAGAACGGCAGGGGAGCCAAAGAGCGCUUUCAGAAAGCCAGCCAAGUGCCUGCUGGACAGGAAAGCUGUGACAGCUCCUCGUGACGAAAGCGAUCUGGUAAAAGGCCCGGGGAAGCUGUCGGGUUGCAUCAACGUUGCUGAUGUCAUGUGCUACAGCAGCCUUUUGACUUCCAAGGUCUUUGUCAGCGACUUAAGUGGCUCUCACUUGCUGCAGAGCGGCCCUUUCCCGUGUCCCUCAGGACUGUGGCCCCGACUAAAUGGAGGACAGGUCUUGACCGUGCCCGCCUCGGGCUCCCGCUCUUCUUCUUUGGCUCUCUUGCCACCCACCUUCGCCUCCUUUGGGCUGGCAGCCCAGAACUGGUGUGCCAAAUGCAACCUCUCCUUCCGCAUGACGUCUGACCUUGUGUUCCAUAUGCGCUCCCAUCACAAAAAGGAGGGCGCAUCUCUUGAGACUCAGAGCAAACGGAGGCGGGAAGAAAACCUGACCUGCCCAGUCUGCCAGGAGUAUUUCCGGGAACGGCAUCAUUUAUCUCGCCACAUGACUUCCCACAAUUAGUUCCGGAGGGGUAGCUGGGUCAAGUCAAUUCUAGCAAACUGCAACAGAUGACGAGCGCCUUAAAGACGAACAACAUUUAUUCCAGCAUGAAUUUUCAUGGGUCAGAGCUCGCUUCUACGGAGGCGAUGAAGAGAAAGGAUUGUCCACAUUUAUUUAAGGAAAAUUGAAGAAGAGGAGGGGGGAAAGGGAAGGGGC